AUGGAUGAAGAAGGAGCUUCGAGUGGGUCUUUGUCGGGGAUUCAGCUCAAGAACUGGAGAGAAGAGCAGGAUCGAUUGAAGGAGAAACUGAUCGCGUACGAUGAUUUCCCAUGGAAGUUAUCUUCAUCAAUGGAACUUCGUGAGGAAUCGGAGACGCUUAAGUACGUUGGAGGUGUGGAUAUGAGCUUUUCCAAGGAAGAUUCCUCCGUCGCUUGCGCUUGUCUCGUCGUUCUCGAGUUACCUUCUCUGCGUUUAGUCCACCAUGACUUCUCUUUCCUCCGACUCCAUGUUCCUUAUGUCCCUGGAUUUCUGGCCUUUCGUGAGGCUCCGGUUCUUUUGCAGCUUCUGCAAAAAAUGAGGGAUGAUCAGAAUCCUUUCUUUCCUCAGGUACUGAUGGUGGAUGGUAAUGGAAUACUUCAUCCACGAGGAUUUGGCUCGGCGUGUCAUUUAGGUGUUCUUGCUCACCUCCCUACCAUUGGGGUCGGAAAGAAUCUGCAUCAUGUGGAUGGUCUGAAUCAAUCUGAGGUUAGACGGUUGUUUCAGCUCAAAGAAAACGAGCAUGAGCAAGUUAUCACUUUGGUAGGGAACUCUGGAUUGACGUGGGGAGUAGGGUUUAGGCCAACUAUGAGUUCUCUGAAGCCUAUAUAUGUUUCUGUUGGCCAUCGUAUAUCACUUGACUCUGCGUUUAAGAUUGUCAAGAUGACCUGCAAAUACCGCGUUCCAGAACCUAUUAGACAGGCAGAUAUGAGAUCAAGAGCAUACCUCCAGGAGCAUCAACUGACUCUUUUAAAAGAACCGGGACUGCAGCCAACGGAUCAGGUAACUUGUGAUGUUUCCUCUGCGGUUCUAACCCCCCUUAUCAAUAUGUACUGA
Molecule: messenger RNA, 873 nt
Organism: Arabis nemorensis
Lineage: Eukaryota; Viridiplantae; Streptophyta; Magnoliopsida; Brassicales; Brassicaceae
Source: the annotation of a GenBank genome assembly